CAAAGUCUCUCCAGACUGCUGUGUUUUCAUGUCAAGGUUGUUCUGAUGAGUUGAGUUGUAUAGGCAGGAAUUCCAGCACUUUCCGGACUAUUCUUUAAUGGUUUGUGAAUAGCUCGGCGGAUCAGGCUUUAUUUGAAUCUUUUCAAAGGUUUAGGGAGCCUCCUAUCCCGGUGAGAGGCUUUGCCGACAUAUGUCUCCUCACUGGAUCCCCUUUAGUGCUUUGCUGGAGUGCUGGGGCAUGUUUUCAGACUCUCUCUCUCUCUUUCUCUCUCUGUCUCUCUCUCUGUAGGAAUUUGAAGAGCAUGCUGAGAGUUUGGAUGCUCAGUCUGAAUGCUGUUUAAUACUAUCACUGCCACCUCUGGGAAUAACUGUCUUGACUGCAUGUGUGUGAGUGUGUACUUAUCUUUUCCUUGGAGGAGUCAGUGAAGAGCUCUUGCUAAAAGAACAACUUUGUGAGGGUGUUUUCUGCUUUUCCUUCACUUGUCCUUAUCUGCUGGCUGGGAUGAGGGGGCUUAGGAGCCUUAUUGUCGGGCUCCUGUCGGCCUUCUUCUCCACUGCCUUUGGUCUUUAUUUCCCUCCUCACGUGGAGCAGCUGCCGACCAUCACCGCUCAGACCUCAGGCUCUUUCAUUGCCUUGCCAUUUGAUGAGAACUUCCUGUUCAAGUGUGAAGCCAAAGGCAACCCAAGACCUACAUACCGCUGGACAAAAGAUGGAAUGGAUUUUGACCCGCAUAAAGACCCUCGCGUCAUUAAAGAAGAAAGUAGUGGUACCUUUAUGAUACCCAACACUAAAGGGAAAGUGAAAUACCAGGGAAAAUACAGAUGUUAUGCUUCAAACAAGCUCGGAACUGCAAUAUCAGAGGAAUCAGAAUUUAUCGUGCCUGUGGUACCCAAGUUUCCCAAGGAGAAGACAGAGCCAGUGGUGGUCACAGAAGGCGAUUCGGUGGUUUUGGAGUGUGACCCGCCACAAGGAACGCCACCUUGGCAGAUGUACUGGAUGACCAAUGAUCUUCGACACAUUGAGCAGAAUGAGAGGGUGUCCAUGGGCCUCAAUGGGAAUCUGUACUUCUCUAAUACACUGGUGACAGAUAGCCACGAUGACUACUGCUGUUUUGCCUCCUUUUCCAGGAUACGCACAAUCGUUCAGAAACCCCCCAUGGCCCUGAGGGUCAAGCCAAGCCAGGGGGAUGAUGACAUCACUGGUGUUCAGAAGAGAAAGCCGAACAUUUUGGUGCCCUCCAGUCAUUCAACGACAUACCUAAAAAAAGGAGAAGAGCUGGAGCUGGAGUGUAUCGCAGAAGGACUGCCUACACCGGUGGUAGAAUGGAUCAAGAUGUUGGACAGCUUACCGAAGCGUACACAAAUCAAGAACUAUGGAAAGCUUCUGACUAUACCAAACCUCACAGAUCAGGAUGAAGGGAAAUACAUGUGCAAAGCCAAGAAUGAUCUUGGUGAAGCUGUGCAUCAUUUUCACGUUAUUGUGGAGGAGCCACCCAGCUGGCAGGAGGAGCCAGUGAAGAGUCAGUUAGCAGAGAUUGGAUCUGACAUCCACAUCAAGUGUUCUGCUAAAGGAAAACCACAACCCACAAUCACCUGGAAGAGGAAUGGCCAGCCUCUUGAUGAUUUUCCUUCUACCAAUUACAAAAUGCUCGAUGACAGAAUAAUCAUCCUCAGAGCAGAGCAGAAAGACACUGCAGUGUACCAGUGUGAGGCCUCCAACAAGCACGGGACCCUGCUUGUCAACACUAACGUGCUUGUCAUGAAUCAUCCCCCUUUGAUUCUGACGCCGAAUUAUCUGGAGUACGCGACCAUGUUAGACAAGAGUGUGAUUAUGGACUGCAAAGUCUUUAGUUCACCACCUGCCACCAUUAACUGGAGAAGAGAAGACCCAGAGGGCUCUCUAGAUGGAGAGAGAUAUUCUCUCCUGAAGAAUGGCUCCCUGCAGAUUCACAAAGUCGAGAUGGAAGAUAUGGGCCAGUACAAAUGUUUGGCAAACAACUCCGAAGGCACCAUGAGCCUCACCACUGAACUUUUCAUUAAAGAUUCAACGAGGAUCGUCAAACCUCCUCAAGACAUGAAGGUCAAAAGAGGAUCAAUAGCAGAGCUGGAGUGCCAGGUGGAGUGCGAUCCCACCCUCAGAAGAGAGCUGGAGAUCUUGUGGAUGAAAGAUGGGAUGAAUAUCCUUUCAAACUUCUCUGAAGGAUAUUUCACAGAUGAUGGAAUUCUCCAGAUUGUCAAUGUGAGCCACAGUGAUCAAGGGAAUUACACCUGUGUUGUUCGAACAUCACUGGACCAAGAUACAGCUUCUGCAUUCAUAACUGUGUUAGAUGUCCCAGAUCCACCAGUUCAACUGAAACUCACUGAUCUCAAAGACCGCAGUGUGAGGCUCCAAUGGGUGGCUGCCAGCGAUCAUAACAGUCCCAUAACAGAGUUCAUCAUCCAGUAUGAAGAGAACCACUGGGAGCCAGAGAAGUGGAAGGAGAUUCUACGAGUCGCAGGCAGCCAGUUCUCUGCCCCCUUGACGCUCUACGGCCAUAUUAACUACCAGUUCAGAGUCAUCGCUGUUAAUGCCAUUGGGAGAAGCCGUCCCAGCAUGCCCUCCGAAAGAUAUAAGACACCUCCCUGUGCUCCCGACAGGAACCCAGAAAACAUUAAGAUUGAGGGUCACCUGCCACAUCAGAUGGACAUCAGCUGGGAGCCGCUCUUGCCUGUGGAGCACAACGGACCCAGUCUGGAAUACAAACUGAGCUACAGGCUCCUGGGUGUCGAGGACAGUUGGAAAGAACAGAUGGUGAAGAGACACUCAUUUGUGGUGCGAGACACCCCAACAUUCGUCCCCUAUGAGGUCAAGAUCCAGGCUUUCAACCGUCACGGGUGGGCACCAGAGCCCAGAGUAGUGACUGGUUAUUCCGGAGAAGACUUGCCCUUGGCUGCUCCUGAAGACGUAUCUGUGGAGGUGUUGAACUGUACGAUGCUGAGGGUCAGCUGGUCACCGGUGCCCCAAUCCACCUUGAGGGGCCAUCUUGGUGGAUACACUGUGCACUGGUGGCAAACUCAAAGUCUGUUGACCUCUAAGAGAAUUCCCUCAGAGAGACAGUCUCUCACCAUCUCUGGAAACAGGAGUCACACCAUGGUGCCGGGACUGAAGCCAUUCUCUGAAUAUAGCCUGACUGUCAACGUCUUUAACCGGAGAGGGAAUGGGCCCAGCAGCAGUCCCAUCUCUUUCACAACUCCACAGGGAGUUCCCGAGCAACCUCCCAUCCUGAGAGCCACAAACUUUCAGAAAGACUCCAUCACGCUGGUGUGGGCCCCUCCGCAUGAAACCAAUGGCUUUCUCACGGGAUACUUGCUGCAAUAUCAGACAGGUAAUGAGACUCUGGGUGAGCUGAAAUCUGUGAACAUCAGUGCACCAGAUACAACACAGUGGGUCUUGCGUGAUCUGCAGGAGGACAACUGGUAUAAGUUCUACCUGAGUGCAUGCACACAGGUGGGCUGCGGGUCAGCCAUCAGUGAGGAAGGAGGCACCGUCUCUGAGGCGUUUGCAAUGCCCGAACAUUCAUUUCCUGAAGUUUCUACAGUCUCAGCUGAAACUUCAACAGAGAACUAUGAUCUGUCAACAUCUGAGGUGACAUCUUUUGAGCUGAUUGUGCUCAACAUAUCCACCUUUGUAACUGACACCUAUGCAAGAAUCAGCUGGAGAACCAGAGGAGAACAUUCUGAUUCACAACUCUAUGUUGCCAUAAUGAAUCACAGUGAUGGUAUCUGGCAGCUUUCAGAGGCUUUAAAUACAUCUAAAGGUUUCCAUCUCGUUGAAGGGCUCAGCCCAGGAACUGUGUACACAGUCCGGCUGCAGGCUUCACACAGGGUUGAUGUCCCUAGCAUUUUUGAAGAGGUUUUCAAGACCAGGAAAGUGCCUAGUAAACAACUCACGGCAUCCCAGGAGUGGUUUGUGGUGAUGAUGUGCACGGUGGCAUUACUAACGCUGCUUGUCCUUAUCGGCUGUUUUGUGCUCAAGAACAAAGGCGGCAAGUACGCAGUGAAGGAAAAGGAGGAAACUCCCGCUGAUCCCGAAGCUUACGCCAUGGGGGAAGAAUCGCCUUGCGAGUACAGUGACAAUGACGAGAAGCCGCUGAAGAGCAGCCAUCAAUUGUUCACAGACAUCAAAGCGGAUGAUAGCAGUGAGGACAGCUCUGUGAUGUCAGAGGACGACGACUGCGAGUUCAACGAAGACGGGUCAUUCAUCGGCGAGUACUCGGGGUAUAAGCGUAGGGUGUCCACAGAGGUGAACGGACAUGCCCCGGUGACUUCGUAAUGCUGGUUCAACCUGAGGAACAUUGAAACUAUUUUACAGGGAGAACGAGAAGUUUGUUUGUAAGAUGUGCCAUGAAUGUGCCUAUGUUUUGCUUUUGUGUGAAUGGCCACUUCUUUACAGUAUUCAUUUGAAGGGUGAUGACAGGUUAUAGUUUCGGCAACAUGAAUAUUAUGCCAUCAUUUACUCAUCGUACUGUUUCAAACUGAUACGACUGACUUUUUAAGACAUUUAGUAGAAUGUUCAUGGUGCUCUUUUCUUACAGUAAAAAUAAAUGGUUACCAAGGACUGCAAAGCCCUAAAAAAGGACAAAAAUAUGUGUAUACCCUUGUGAAAGAGAAGUACACUUUAGCAUACUUUAAAAAAGAACUUACUAUGGAAAUAAUAUACUGUAUAUACUUUAAAAGAAUACUUAAGUGCAAACUAACUGUAAUGGACACAUAUGUUCUUUGCAAUGAAAUAAAAUGUGUUUUAGUUUAAAUUUAUAUUAAAUCUAUUUAAAUUUAAGAGGGUUUCUUGACCCACUUAAGUAGUACAUCUUUAUAUGUAAUUUCAGAAUUCUGUUUUCUUUGAAAUAUGGUUAAAGUGUACUGUUGAAAAUACUGACAAGCAUUUAUGGUAAACUAAAAUAUACUUUAGCAUCAUUUCUUUUGAAACUUGUUUGUCAUGUAUAUCAAUAUAUUUGUAAUUACACAUUUGUAAUGAUAAAGUUGCAAUUAAAACAUAUUAACUUUAAAUGUAAUUUUAAAGAAAAUCAAAUAUUUUAAAAUGUACUUUUACAAUUACAAUUAAGCACAUUUCUUUUUCACAAGGGUAUACAAAGUCUUCCAUACAAUAUGAAAUUUAAGUCAUUGCUCACUGAUUAUCUGCUGCAACUCUCAAAUCUCACUUCAUAUUUGUGUAUCAAGUUUUAUAUCAAUGAUGGAAGAAAAAAUAAGUCAUACAGUUUUACUUGACAGUGAGUAAAUGAAGACAGAAUAUACAUUGUUGGAUAAGCAAAUCAUUUUAACAUAAUUUUUGGUUUUAUGAAACAUUAUUUAUAAUAAUCAGGUUUGUGCACCUUAGAAUUAAUGCGGAUUGCACGGUUGUGGUUAGAUUAGGUAACGUUUUCACUAUUCCUGCUGAAGAAGAAAUAAAUAAUUCAUAGCCUGUCACAAAACUGAUAUCUUGACAGCACAAUUUUCGGUUACAUGUUCUCUUGUGUGGGCAAUCACGUAACCUCUCUGCACGCCUCUCAGCAAGAUACUGACACAAUGAAACAAAACAAUUAUGUUCUGACUCUUCAAUAUAUCUAAAAAAAAAACAUAUUUCUGUUUAACCACAUAUUUGAUUAUAACUGACAUUGGCACUGCCAUGGGAAAGAAAUCGGCGAGAAAGGUCAACACUAAAUGGUUAGAUCCCAUAAUUUUCUACUUGCACUAAUAUGCAAAAAUAUGUUCUAGUGCAAGCUACCACCAUAAGGGGGAUUAUGUUAUCAAUAAUGUACUAAGAUUGCCUUAGCUUCUUUAAACUAUGAGACUCGAGUAUGAUCAAGUCCUUCAAUAUACUUUUGGUGUCUUCAGCAAAUCUUUUACAUUUUGUAAUUCUGUUUUGCCUCCAAAAUCCAUGUUCCUAAUAAUGUAUUAUGUCCGGGCCGCAAUCCAAUGUAAUGUCAAUCCAGCUUGAUAUCCUGCUAACAUAUUUAUUAUUACUGAGAGCGAGAACCCUUCUGCUGAUAUAUGACAUGCAAUUUUUUUUGUAAGUUCUUUUUUCUAUUUUUAGAAAUAUUUAGUUGAGAGAUCCACUGUAGAGACUGUUUUAUUUUUAAAAUGCUUUUCUGUCCUUGCCCUGUAUAUAUAUAUAUAUAUCUGUAGAUAAUAUUUUUUGUAAGUUUUUCUUUUUGCAUUUCAUUCUGCCUGAAAAAUUGCUUAUGCUAAAGACUCAGGAGGUUUUGUUACAGAACAUUCUGUGCAAAAUGUUCGUCCUUGUAUCUUCAGACCUGAAAAAAUGUUUACUCCCACAUUUGCUAUGUUUUGCUAUAUUUGUCAUGCACAAUACAAUGAAAUGUUGACUAUUACAACACAUUUUGCUACAAUGAACCUAAAAGAUUUCAGUGUUCACCACAGAAACACACAGGGCAAUAAAAAUGACUUUUAAAUAAGUUAUCGAAACAUUUUUCAGUUUAUAGAAACAUUUUGGCUCUAUAUAGUAGAGAUUUUUUUUCAUUAUUAGCAUUUAGCAGUUUGUGAUACCAGCACAACUUGGAAGUAUGCAUCAGAAAUCCAGGUAAACUGCUUCCAGUAAAGGAGUUGUGGAUAAAGAUUUUUCCUUAGUAAUAAGCUGACACACGUUCUUAAGGAGAGUGCCUUAUGACCUUUGACCUUGUACCUUGCAUCUCCACAAUGCAGCGGCACACCAAUUAAAAGACACACAGUGGUUUUGAGGGCACAACCUCUACAAUUAGAGCCAGUGUUAAAGCACAUCCUGAUGGGCCUGAACACGUCUCACUUGACUGGGAAGAACCAAAACAUGUAUAAGAGAGUCAGCAGAUCAGGAUCACUACAUACAAAACACACUGGCCAAGACUCAGUGAAGUAGACAGCAAA
Molecule: messenger RNA, 6894 nt
Organism: Cyprinus carpio (common carp)
Lineage: Eukaryota; Metazoa; Chordata; Actinopteri; Cypriniformes; Cyprinidae
Gene: chl1a
Product: cell adhesion molecule L1 like a
Biological process (GO): cell-cell adhesion
Molecular function (GO): protein binding
Source: RefSeq, a predicted model, not a curated record